Messenger RNA from Peronospora matthiolae, 117 nucleotides. The record is from the annotation of a GenBank genome assembly. Lineage: Eukaryota; Oomycota; Peronosporomycetes; Peronosporales; Peronosporaceae.
AUGCGCGAUGGUUCGUGCUUCGCUGACGUGUCAAGCUCGGGGUCUUUACCCCCUGCUGCGACAGUGGACGUUGCCAUGUUCAACGAUGUUCUCUUCCCUCAGAAUGUCUUCCAAUGA